CACAGCUACACGAAAAAUAAAUGUACUAGGUUCAGGUAGUGAACCAUUUGCAUUAAAGCCAAAUAAUUACGUUGUACUAAAAGUUACAGAAUAUUUACCACAAGAUUCAGUUAUUGUUGCUUCAUUUAAACAUCCACCUUCAAAUUAUGAACCAAAUUUCAUAGCUGAAGUACAAAGUUAUCAAGAUAAUAGAAUUUUACUUAAUAUACAUUGUCUUAAUUAUGAAUCUUCUGACAGUGAAGAAAGCAGUGAAGAUUACGGUGAAGACAAUAGUGAAGAUUACAGUGAAGAAUAUAUUGAAGAUUACAAUGAAGGAAAUAAUGAAAAUUCAAAAAUUUUUCAUACUAAAAUGAAUGAAAACAUGGAAUCUUCAGGUUUUUCAAAAGAUGGCGUUAAUGAAGAAGGUUCUAAUAGCAAAUAUAUUGAUGUAAAUGACAAGAAACCUGCUAGUAAGGAUGCUUUAGCAGUUAGUGAAAAUAUUAAUAACGAUAAAAACAAUUAU
Ambispora leptoticha is the source of this 502-nucleotide messenger RNA. The record is from the annotation of a GenBank genome assembly. NCBI's taxonomy places the organism in Eukaryota, Fungi, Glomeromycota, Glomeromycetes, Archaeosporales, Ambisporaceae.